Molecule: messenger RNA, 2226 nt
Organism: Ceraceosorus guamensis
Lineage: Eukaryota; Fungi; Basidiomycota; Exobasidiomycetes; Ceraceosorales; Ceraceosoraceae
Exons: 7
Coding region: 1-2226 (741 amino acids)
Cellular component (GO): plasma membrane
Source: RefSeq, a predicted model, not a curated record
AUGAGGUCCUCCUUGCUGUUCAGCCUUUUGGGCUGCGCACUUCUGCUCUGCACCUCUUCUGUCGCCAUCUUUCCGUUCAAAUCAGCCCGCUUCACAGCCAACGGUCUGGUCUCUGCAGGAAGUUUAGGACUGGGACCUUCGGAUGGAGCCGUGGUCAGCUUGGGAGACUUUGACGCGGAUCAAUUUGUCGACUACGUCACCCUCUCUCCCGACUCUGCGACGAUCAAGGUCUGGACUUGGGAUCAUCUCGGUUUCAAAUUCCGGACCGAGCCGUACGCGACGCUGAAAGCUCCGUCUGGCUGGUCAGUCGUGAAUGUGGUAUCUGCAGACUUUGACUACGAUGGCAGGCUCGAUGUUCUGCUCGUCCUCAAACAGUACGGCAGCCGCAUGUCUGAUCACAGCGAGACGCGCCUGCAACUGUGGAUUGGCGACUCGGCCGGCGGUUUUAAAGCGUCCCCGAUCGAGCUACCUAGUGCUGGUGAUGCACAGCCCCUCAUCUUUGAUGACACGGGAGAUAUGAAAGUGGACCUGCUGGGCCAGGCUUGGGCUAGUCCAUCCGCGAGCGACAGUGCAUCUUCCGGACUCAAAAUCUGGCGCAACAAUCUCGGCGAACCGAACGGAAGCUUCGCAAUGUGGGUCUGCCCAUGUGACAGCGAGAACGCCCCUUUGCAGCACGCUCCUGGCACUGCUGGCUGCCGAUUAGCCAGCCCUCACAGCUCAGCUUUCAUAGACUUAGAUGGAGACUGCUUGGCAGACCUGUUCCUCGUUUGCGAAGGCGAAGGUGGGCGGACGAGGUACGAGGUACAUACCGCGUCCAAACCUAACAAAUCUGAGCCUUUCAAGCUGAGCUUGAGUGGUCAUCUACCGAUGGGAGCGGGCGCACUAAGUUUUGCAGACAUGGAUAGAGAUGGGACCAUGGAUGUGGUCUUUCCCGCCUGCGACUCGAAAGGAUGCUCGAUCAACAUUGCGCACAACCGGCAAAUGCCUCUAUGCAAGCAGGAAGGGGGCUGGCUCGGACCCGGACCUGGCGGACCUACAAAGUCCCAAAGCAAACUUCAAAAGGCCGCCGCGAACGUCAGUGCGAGACAGUCGACUUGGUCUGCGCGCGAUGCCUCCUCGCUUGCCGAUCCUUCCGAUGCGUCGAGCAGGAGAAUUACUUGCCGGACGCCAGAGAGCCUCUGCACUAAGGACGAGGGCUUUUCUUUUGAUUUUGAAGUCGGAUCUGCCAACUCUGACAUCACCACGCUACCGCUGACAGCGAUAGUGCCAGAAGCAUUUCUAGCGCUGGACAAUACCUUGGCUUCUCCCGCAGUGCCGCUCGCGUUGUCCAUAGGAGACUUCAACAAGGACGGUUUUCCGGAUUUGGUAAUCGUCACACUUCCCGAUCACAAUCGUCCGGAUCAUACGCGUGUCAGACUGUUAAAAAAUGUCGCUUGCUCACCUGGCAAGUCGGGCUGUCCACCAGAGGGAUGGGAAGCGAGCAGGACCUUUGAGAUGGUCACAAUAGGUGCAGAGGUGCUGGAAACGUUGGACGACGUCAGAAGCGCCACCUUUUUGGAUAUCGAUGAGGACGGAACCUUGGAUCUGAUGCUGCAACGACAGGUAUCGGCCAAAGGCGGCGCUCGAGGCGCUGCUACCACGGUCACGUUUGUGCAGAACAAUUACUUUCACGACGCCUUCUUUUUGAAGGCGGUAACGCUGAAUGGGGCGUGCAUCGGAUACUGCGAGCCCAGCGACGGACCGCGCUUCAAGCCUCGAGCUGUGAACUAUGCGGGCGCAUCGUACAAAUUCACAGUGCUCGAUACGAACGGUGUGCGACGAGCUCAGCAAGUCGGCCAACUUCCACAACACACGUAUCGAUCGCUGCAACCGCCUUACUCUUAUUUUGGAUUGGGCCGGACGAACAAUUACGUCGAGAGCCUUUUCGUUGGCAGCACGCGCAGACAGCCGCAGCACUUCUUGGCUAUGGAAGGAGUGGUGCCCAAUAGUCAUGUAGUCGUUGUGCCGUGGCAAGAUGCGAACGCUCCUGACGGUGGAGAUCCCGGUCAGUGGCACAAGGAGCUCUAUCUGAGCCCGGCGGACUGGAUACCUGCCGUCACUGCUGUGCUGGUCUGCCUCAUCUUGCUCCUCGCGACCAUCGUCUUUGUGCUCCACAUGAAUGAGAGGCGAGAGGAUGAGAGGGAACGCAAACGCGCUGUGCACGCUAUCAAUUUUGAUGCCCUGUAA